AUGGCCUCCUCCGGUGGGCCUGCGGCCCCUCCCUCUCUCGAGCGCGUGGUUGGGGAGGCCUUUGUCAAGGCCGGGCAGUUCAACCUGGAGGUGGACGAGGUGGAAGGGGCGUCCAAAGCGCUGGAGCGGUGGCGCCGUGAGACGGGGCUGCCGCUGGUGUUGGAGGUCUUCUUGCAGCCGUGGGGCGCCGCCGCUGGCGGGCAGCCCGACAAGGCGGAGACGCUGCUUGAGCGGUGGGUGGUUCAUUACUACCCCAUGCUGCCAGAGGGCCCCUCCCACCUGUCCCGCUCCCAAAUCUCCCGCCUCAACCCCUCCUCCGUGUACAAGCGCCUGGUCAUCACGCUGCGCUCGCUGUACACGUACGUGCGGGUGCUGCCAGCGUACCGCAUGUACCGCGCGUGCAAGCGCCAGCGCGGCAGCAACUUCACCCUCGGCUACCGCCUGCACAGCACGCUGCCGGGGGCGGCGGCGGCGGCGGCGCCCGGCGCGCGCCGCAUGCAGUCGUUCCGCUUUGGCGCCGUGGACACGCCCUAUGGCCAGCUGCGCAUCGGCGUGGACUACCAGCCAGCCACCACCGUUACCAUCCUGGAGCAGACCACGUCGCCGCCGCCGCUGCCGCAGAUCAUAGCAGAUUACGUGGGCGGCCCGGCGGCGCGCGGCGGCGGCAGCGGCCGCGCCCCGCUGCGCCACGCCAUGUCGUCGGCGGCGGAGGGGUGGGGCGCGGGGCGCGGCCCCUCCCCGCCCACCCCCACCCACGCACGCCAGCAGCGGGGCGCGCUGGCCUCGCCGCAGGCGCAGCAGCAGCAGCAGCAGCAGCAGGCGGGGGGUAGCCCGGGCGGCGGGGCGGAGCGGCCGGGCGGCAUGCCCAUCCGGCGCAGCUGGAGCGCCAGCAUGCGCGGCGCCUCGCCGCACCGCGCGCCCACCUACCCACCCGCCGACCUCCCAUCCCCCGCCUCCCCACACGACUCGCCCUACGGAUCCACGCCGCAGGCGCUGCGGGCGGCCGGCGGCGGCGCCUCGGCGGCCGCCUCGCCUGGCGGCGGCGGCGGCGGCGGCGGCGGGGCUGCGCGGGAGGGCGGCGCCAGCACCGCCCUCAUCCGCCGCCCCUCCUGGUCCUCACGCUCAUCCGCCUUUGGCCAGCUGGCCGGGGAGGCGUCGCAGCAGGGUGUGGGAUACUCGGAUGUGCUGCCCUUUGCUCUGGACGAGGGCAGCGCCUCCUCCCCCCUCAACCCCCGCAGCCCCGCGCCGCCCUCGCCACCGCCGCCGCCCGCGGCAGCCUCCCUGGACCAGCUGCCCGUCAGCACCCCCGCGGGCGGCGGCGGCAGCCCGCUGGCCGCCGCCUCCCGCCAGCCUGCGCCCGCCGCCGGGCAGGGCGCGGCCCCAAGCUGCGGCGCAGCGACAGCAGCGCCGGCACCGGCGCCCGCCCCCGCCGCCGUUCCUGCCGUGGACGGCGACGCGGCCGUGGGCGCCUUUGUGCGGCUGAUCCAGGGCGCGCCGCCGCUGCGCAUGCAGGCUCCCCGGCUGGCGGGCCGCGCCUCCAGCGCCGAGCUGUCUGCCGCGGCGGGCCUGCGGGCGGCGCCCCCCGGCACCAGCAGCGGCAGCGACAGCAGCGCGGCCACCUGCCUGUCGGACGGGCGGGGGCUCACGCUGCAGGCGGGCCUGCGCCAGUUCUCCAGGAUCAGGGAGAGGCUGCAGCAGCGCGGCGUGCUGGUGGGGCCUUGGCCCGCAGAGGCGUGA
Molecule: messenger RNA, 1737 nt
Organism: Chlorella variabilis
Lineage: Eukaryota; Viridiplantae; Chlorophyta; Trebouxiophyceae; Chlorellales; Chlorellaceae
Exons: 7
Coding region: 1-1737 (578 amino acids)
Biological process (GO): autophagosome assembly; autophagy
Cellular component (GO): Atg1/ULK1 kinase complex
Source: RefSeq, a predicted model, not a curated record